Molecule: messenger RNA, 856 nt
Organism: Cavia porcellus (domestic guinea pig)
Lineage: Eukaryota; Metazoa; Chordata; Mammalia; Rodentia; Caviidae
Gene: Oaz1
Product: ornithine decarboxylase antizyme 1
Exons: 5
Biological process (GO): positive regulation of protein catabolic process
Cellular component (GO): cytoplasm; nucleus
Molecular function (GO): ornithine decarboxylase inhibitor activity
Source: RefSeq, marked reviewed
GCGAGCAGCGGCGGCGGCGCGGAGAGGCGCAGCGGAGGUUUUCCUGGUUUCGGACCCCAGCGGCCGGAUGGUGAAAUCCUCCCUGCAGCGGAUCCUCAACAGCCACUGCUUCGCCAGAGAGAAAGAAGGGGAUAAACCUAGUGCCACCAUUCACGCCAGCCACACCAUGCCGCUUCUUAGUCUGCACAGCCGCGGCGGCCGCAGCAGUGAGAGUUCCAGGGCCCCUGCCAGCUGCUGUAGUAACCCGGGUCCGGGGCCUCGGUGGUGCUCCUGAUGCCCCUCACCCACCCCUGAGGAUCCCAGGUGGGCGAGGGAAUGGUCAGCGGGAUCACAGUCUUUCAGCUGACUCCUUCUACUCUGAUAACCGGCUGAAUGUAACCGAGGAACUAACAUCCAACAACAAGACACGGAUUCUAAAUGUCCAGUCCAGGCUCACGGAUGCCAAGCACAUCACCUGGAGAGCUGUGUGGAGCGGCGGCAGCCUCUAUAUCGAGAUCCCGGGCGGCCCCCUGCCCGAGGGCAGCAAAGACAGCUUUGCAGUUCUCCUCGAGUUCGCAGAGGAGCAGCUCCACGCCGACCACGUCUUCAUUUGCUUCCAUAAGAACCGGGAGGACAGAGCUGCCUUGCUCCGGACCUUCAGCUUUUUGGGCUUUGAGAUUGUGAGACCAGGGCACCCCCUUGUCCCCAAGAGACCCGACGCUUGCUUCAUGGCCUACACGUUUGAGAGGGAGUCCGCCGGCGAGGAGGAGUAGCGGCCAGCGGGCGCCUAGUGGCCUCGCAGUGGCGCCCUGGGGAUGGCCUGCCCUCCCCCUGGGUUUGUCCGCAUGUCGUAAUUGUGCAAAUAAACGCUCACUUC